AUGCCCUUUGAUGACGAUGACGAUUUUCUUGAAGCACUCGGGAUGGAACGCCUGUAUUCUGCCAUCGUUCACAUGGAAACACGCCCUCGAUUCCUCAGCCACCUCUUUCAUGCACUUGGGUCCUUAGCCAAUGAUGCGGAUAUCGGACAUAGCGACCACGGAUCGUGGCCCAUUGCCUCCCCACCACCAGUUACUCCAAGCAUGAUGUCGGACGUCGAAGUUCCGUGGUUAUACCUAUCGGGCAGCGAUCGCGAUGUCCCUCAUACGUCCAAUGCAAUGGACGUCGAGGAUGAGGAGUUGCCUGUGGCCACGGUGUCGCAAGGGAGUAUGGAGACGUCAUUCAAGCGCAAGCGGACAUUGUCACUUGCAUCUCCGCCAAAGACGGAGGGUGGCCGAGGGCCUUCUAAACGUCCCAAGGAAGGUACUCCCGUUCCCGUCGGACGUUCUGGUACCGCCGUGACUUUCUUGUCGAUACCAUCCAUCGACUAUCUCAGCCCCACUGGAUCUGCCUCUCCCGUUGGCCCAUCCGAUGAGCUUACUGACGACGCGACCUUAGGACAGCCUCUCGGAGAUACACCAGAAGGUGACGAGGCUGCUGUUGAGCCCAUUGGUGCUGAUCCCGCUGGUGUUGAUCCCGUUGGUCCUGACAGCGUGCCUCUGACGCCUACACAAAUGAUCCUCACAUCGGAGACGACAGGGAGUAGCGCAGAUCCUACAGACGCAUUUCAAUCCACGUCCAUCACCAAUAUGGCAUCGACUUCGAACCAUGAUCUUACACUGGGCGUGUUGGGCAAGCAGGUGCCGGAGAAGAGUCCAACGAUAACAUGGAAUGAUGGUCAUGUCACGGUGCUCCCUGCAGUGUACGACAAGUCAGGCAACAAUGUCUGUGAAGACGUCGAUAUUCCCAUCAUACAAUUCAUGGCCCAGUUGCCUAUAUCUACCUCGGAUUCCAGAAAUGUCGCUCAUAUUCCUUACGAUAGAAUCGCGCGGGAUGGUGUCUUGGAGCUCGUUGGGAAGUGCUUGAGCAUCAAUAAACCUGUUGUCAUCAGAGGAGAUGAACGCCAGAAAUACUCUGAUGAAUUAACCGCAGACUUCCUGGACAAGCGGUUCGCCAUAUCACAACAUCGACCAGUGUGCAUUCAUGAUGUGAUGCUGCGUUCACAUGACCACGUCAACACGACGACCACUGGAACGAUCCAUUCGUUCUUCGAUGCCAUGAUGGAUCCGACGAGGAUACAAUGUAUCCUAGACUUGCCCCUCGCCCAAAUAUCGCUUCCCGAGCCACUCAGCAAUCUCGACCAUGGCCUCGUAUACGGAUGGAAUCAAACGACCCAUUCAGUGCCGAUCCUGUCCAACGUUCAUCCAGAGAAUUUUACGGUUAAGGGGUGGGCAAUCCUUCAUCACGCCGGAUAUCUGACGUACCCUCAUCAUGAUGCUGAGGGGACAUUGACCUGGUUACGAAUGGAGGUCGGAGUUAAGUUCUGGGUGAUUUUCAGGCCGAAGAAGAAUCAUCACGAUAGAAUUCAUCUGCAGGAGUUCGUAACGAAGCUGGUCGACUUCACCAACCACCAAGAAUGGGUUCGGAAGCACUGUGAUGGUGAAGUCAUUGCUCUUCGGCCAGGGGACAUUUUGAUCAUGCCUCCUGGAACGGUUCAUGCGGUAUAUACGCCCGUUCCAUCAUUCGCGACAGGUGGACACUUUUAUCAUUAUAUGUGCCUACACCUCACGGAACUCGCGAGAUACAUCGACGCGGAGGUUGCUGAUUCCACCACAAAUCAAGCUCUAGAGCACGCGCUGGAAACGCUGCGCCGAAUGAUCAUUAUGGUUCCGUAUCUCUCACGGCGUACCGUGUUGUACAAGCGACCGGUGCUGGGGCUUUGCAUGAUGGUGACGAAGACAGCAGAGUAUCGUGCCAAAGGUAGCAGCAAACAGUCUGUAGCGAAGUCGGAGACCUCUCAGCCCAGUCAAGAUAUCGCAGACGUUAUCAUGCGGGUGUAUUUUCGGAUGUCGAGGAAGCUCCGCCCAGGUGCGGUUAUGUACGAUGGUGAUCAAAUGUCUCCUGGUGAGCUGGUCGAUCGAGAUGCGUUUGAGAAAGUAUUGCGAAAAUCGUUGAGACUUUAG
Suillus paluster is the source of this 2121-nucleotide messenger RNA. RefSeq lists its product as uncharacterized. The record is from RefSeq and is a predicted model, not a curated record. The transcript has 8 exons. Lineage: Eukaryota; Fungi; Basidiomycota; Agaricomycetes; Boletales; Suillaceae. The coding region runs from base 1 to 2121 and encodes 706 amino acids.